This is a messenger RNA of Magnolia sinica, 1563 nucleotides long. RefSeq names its product G-type lectin S-receptor-like serine/threonine-protein kinase At1g11300. The record is from RefSeq and is a predicted model, not a curated record. The transcript has a single exon. Bases 1 to 1329 code for a protein of 442 amino acids. NCBI's taxonomy places the organism in Eukaryota, Viridiplantae, Streptophyta, Magnoliopsida, Magnoliales, Magnoliaceae. Gene Ontology annotation, biological process: recognition of pollen.
AUGAGGGUUCUUGUUUUUUCACUCUUUAUUUUUCUCUUCUCCUUAUUUCUCUCCCCAUCUUGCACUUCACUUCACUUCCUAUCCCAAAACCAAUCUCUCAAAGAUGGCCAAACGUUAGUUUCCGAAAACAGAAACUUUGAAUUAGGGUUCUUCAGCCCAGGUACCACGAAAAACCGCUAUGUUGGGAUAUGGUACACGAAUAUUCAGGUCCAAACGGUCGUAUGGGUGGCUAAUAGAGAAAACCCACUUACGGAUUCUUCUGGCAUCCUAUCGGUUGGGGGUGAUGGAAAUCUCGUGAUCCUUGAUGGAAGUGGAAACACUCUAUGGUCAUCAACCAUUUCCACCACCUUAAAGAACUCCACUGCAAUGCUCUUAGAUUCUAACCUCAUUUUGGCCGAAGGAGCUUCAGCCAAUGGUCGAGAAAGAACCUUAUGGCAAAGCUUUGAUCAUCCUACAGACACACUAAUGCCAAAGAUGAUGAUUGGUGUUUAUCUAGAGACGGGCAAGAAACGGUCCUUAACGUCGUGGAAGAGCGAAGACGAUCCGGCGCCAGGGAAGUUUUCUUUAGGCCUUGAACGGCAGAAAGUGCCACAAGCUUUUCUCUACAAUGAGUCCCGUCGAAUUUGGAGAAGUGGACAAUGGAACGGGCAGUUAUUCGUGGGGAUACCCAAAAUGCAUUCUGUCUACCUCAACGGAUUCAUCCUUGAAACUGAUAGGGAUGAACGAAUAAUGUACUUAACACACGAUUUCUCAUCUAUCAUUGUAAGGGUUCUGGUAGAUUGGUCUGGAAUGGUGAAGGGACUGAUGUUAAGGGAAGAUAGUAAGGACUGGUCUCUUAGCUGGUGGCAAUCCAUCAGUCAGUGCGAUGUUUAUGGAAUGUGUGGGUCUUUCGGAAGCUGCAACCCCUCAAAAUCGCCGAUUUGUGCAUGUUUGAUAGGGUUCCAACCCGAGUCGGCUGAAGAGUGGGGGAAGGGGAACUGGUCAGUUGGGUGUGUGAGGAGAACUCAGUUACAAUGUGAGAAACCUGGAAAUUAUAGUAGUAUGAUGGAUGGGGAAGGUGAUGGGUUUUUAAAGAUGGAAAGGGUGAAAUUGCCAGAUUUUGCCGAUUGGUUGAGCCUUCGUGAUGCGAAAGGAUGUGAAGCUGAGUGUUUGAAGAACUGCUCCUGUGUUGCCUACGCAUAUGUUAGCGGGAUUGGAUGUAUGAUAUGGGUCGAUGGUUUGAUCGAUAUACAGGAAUUCUCUUCCGGAGGAGAGGUGCUUUACAUUCGUCUUGCCAACUCUGAACUUGGUGAGUCUGUUUUCCUGCUUCUUGGAAUUUUCAUCAAGUAAAAUCGAAUUAAAAAAAUUAAAAAAAACUCAUCAUCAGAACAUUUUGGAGUGAAAUGCUAUCAGCUGAAGUAUAUCAUGAGUAUUUAGGCUAUGUUUGAUAGAUAAGAAUCCAUGUUUUACAAAGAUUUCCAGCAAUUUUCCAGAAUUGAACGACUCAAUCUACUUUUGGUAUUUUAUUGAACAAAAAUAGUAGGAAGAAAGGACUUGUGACCUAUGGGUUAACUAAAGUCAUGG